Molecule: messenger RNA, 1903 nt
Organism: Ananas comosus (pineapple)
Lineage: Eukaryota; Viridiplantae; Streptophyta; Magnoliopsida; Poales; Bromeliaceae
Exons: 8
Coding region: 50-1834 (594 amino acids)
Source: RefSeq, a predicted model, not a curated record
UUGAUAAUCUCACCCCGCUCACCUCUCUCUCUCUCUCUCUCUCAAGGGUAUGAAGCUCACCGGGCCCCCGACGCGGCGGCGGAGGCGGCGCCGCCUCCCUCUCACCCUAUUCCUCAUCCUCCUCCUCCUCGUCAGCGCCGCCUCCCUCGCGCUCCUCCUCCUCCUCCGGAUCUCCGGCGAUGCCUCAGGCGACGCCGCCGAGAAGCCGAUCGACCGCGCCGAGCCCCGGCUCACCCGCCGAUACGAUCUCUCCGCAGCUCCAAAGGUGGCGGAGGAGGAGGAGGGAGAGGACGACGAUGGCGGCGGAGGAGCAGGAGAGGAGGCGGAGGAGGAGGUGAAGGAGGAGGAGGAGGGAGGGGGAGGGAGGCGAUCGUGCGCGACCGUGGAGGAGAUGGGGGAGGCGUUCGCAGGGGGAUCAGAGAAGGAGAGCUUGCGGAUCAGGGAGCUCAUCAGGCGCCACUUCGAUCUCCACGGAACUGCCAGAGUUCGAGAGCUUCCACCUCACCAGUUUUGCAAACAAGGCUUUGUGAUAGGGAAAGCAUCAGAAGCGGGAUUUGGAAAUGAAAUGUACAAGAUUUUAUCGGCAGCAGCCUUGAGUGUUAUUUUAAAUCGGUCCUUAAUCAUCGGCCAAACCAGGGGAUUAUAUCCUUUCGGGGAGUACAUUUCAUACAGCAACCUGUCAUUUACCCUGAGUGAAGUCAAGCAUUUAUGGAGAAAGAAUGACUGUGCUGGUAAGUUUGGCAGAAAUUUGAAAAUGAGAGUGGACAAUUUUGAAAAUCCAGCGAAAACCAAUGUUCUCUGCAGUGAUUGGAAUUCUUGGAAGCAGCCCAUCAUCUGGUUCCAAGGUACAACAGAUGCAGUUGGAAUCCAGUUUUUUUUGAAAAAUAUCAAUCCUGGAAUGAGGAAUUCAGCUUCAAUUCUUUUUGGACCGCCGGACUCUCUCCAAUCAAGACCUAAUGUGUUUGGCGAGCUGAUGCGGGCUAUCAUAUCUCCUUCUCAAGCAAUAAAAGAAGCUGUUGAUUGGGUUUUAAAUGGUGCAGAUCCAGACAUCUCGUUGCACAUGCGCAUGCUAACCAACAGGUCCAUACGGGCGAUAAAAGCAGCCGUUCAGUGCAUUAAGAGAGCUCUAAAUAGUAUUCAACAUCCUAGUACAAGACCUCAGAUUGUUCUGGUUUCAGAUACACCUUCAUUUAUUAAGGAGAUCACACCAUUCCUUACUGAAUUUGCAGAGGUGCUUCAUUUUGAUUACAAGGUAUUUGAAGGGAAUAUUUCUCUUGGGAGAAUAAGUAGCCAAAACCAGCCCUUGGAUUUUAGAGUGAAGGACUGGGGACCAGCACCAAGAUGGGUCGCUUUCGUGGAUUUCUUCUUGGCAUCGCGUGCCAAGCAUGCUGUCGUUUCUGGAGCCCAUCGCCGCGUGGGAACAACCUACGCCCAACUUACCGCCGCACUGGCUGCAGCCAAUCGGCAUGGUGAAGAACACCCUUCUGUCUCCAGCGUCACCUUCCUCAGCAGCUUCCAGAGCAACCUCUUGACCGAUGGUUUGGCGAACCAGAUUGGGUGGGGUCACAUCUGGAACCGAUUUGCCGGACCGCUGAGCUGCCGCCGCCAGCCACACCAAUGCGCGCUCACGCCGCUUCUCCCCCCUGCAUGGUGGGACGCGAAGUGGCAGAGCCCAAUCCCACGUGACGUGCGGAGGUUAAUGGCUUACGGCGUGCGGCUUACAGAGACCGGCGAUGUCGUCGAGAGCACCCUUCGGGAUUUUUGUAGAUCGAGGAAAGAACAUGUAAAAACGCUUCAUAUUUUAGGGCAAUGCACGGGCUCGAAGUGUUCGUGAAGCGCGACGAUUUGUUCAAACAGAAACCAUUUAUAAUCAUACUCAAUUUUGCUCUAUUUUUCUCUGAAA